AUGUCCUCUUACAAGCGAUCCCGGGCGAACUUCGAAUCAGAUCAGCAUGCGCCGUACGCUGCCUUCGGCACACCACUUCCAGACGAGAAUGAAGGCCGUGACGAUGGCUCCUAUCUGCCUCUCUGGAAGCAAGAUGUCCGUGAUGAGCGAGGAAGAAAAAGACUGCAUGGAGCUUUCACUGGCGGCUGGAGUGCUGGGUACUUCAACACAGUCGGCUCGAAAGAAGGCUGGACGCCUUCCACGUUCGUAUCUAGUCGCAACAGCCGAAACAAAUUCGAUCAAAGGACCAUUGAACAACGAGCGCAAGAUUUCAUGGACGACGAGGACUUAGCAGACGCAGCCGAGGCGCAGCAGCUCAAAACCUCGCAGGCAUUUGCUGGCUUUGGCUCCUCUGCCGAUGACCAAGGACAAGCUGGUGGCUUGACAGGCCUACUCAAGACCGAAGGAGAUACUAUGGGACUCAAGCUGCUGCGCAGAAUGGGUUGGAAGGACGGACAAGGUAUAGGGCCAAAGGUGCGGCGGACGGCACGACUGGAAAGCAACAUCUCGUCGCAAGCAGACGACCUUACCUACUUGUUUGCACCCGAUGAUACAGACAUGAUCCGAUUCGUACGAAAAACGGACCGCAUGGGUCUCGGAUACCAAGGCGAAGCCAAACUUGGCAAAUCACAACCUGAGAACGGGAGUGAUAAGGAAGAUGAAGUCGAUUUUCUAGCCCCGAGAAAGCUCUCAGCGCCCGGUAUGAAGCUUAAAGACAAAUCCAAGUUACAGCGUGGUGGAAUGGGAGUGGGGAUCUUGAAUGACAAUGGCUCAGAUGAUGAAGACCCGUAUGAAAUGGGUCCCAAGAUCAGCUACAAUCGCGUUCUAGGUGGUGACAAGAAAAAAAAAAAGAAAGCCACAGCAGUGGCGAAUCCAUCCCUGGGAGCCGCACCCGUUUUUCUACCCAAGGGAGCUCGCGCUGGCAGGAGCUUGCACCGGUGCCACGAUGGUCGAUUACCGCUUGAUGGCUUUAUGCUGGCCAAGGCAGUAGACGUUUUGACGGCACUGCUAUCAAAGUACAAGCCGCUCGGGGUCCCCGAGGGCUGGACUUCCACAAAAUCGGCAAUCUCCCGAUCAGAAGGCAGUGCCUACCAGCCUGCAGCAGAUGCGGCAAAGGUGUCGACGUUGGACCCCAGGUCGAGGGCCGCCAUCUUAGGUGAGAAGGCCCUUCCCGGCAAGUCAGUCUUUGACUUUAUAUCUGCUGCCGCGCGAGAUCAGCUCGUGACCGCUUCUGGAAAAGCAAACCUCCCGCCUGGCUUGGGUGAGGUACCGGCAGAGUACGCACUGUCUCAAGAAGAGAAAUUGAAGGCGCUCUGGGAGCAGGUACCGAAGGUGGACAAGGACACUGCCAUUGCGGCCAUUUCUAGAGGGUCCUCUGGUCCAUAUGCCGACGACGAGCGCAAGAGGAAUCGAUAUCGAGCUUACCUGGAGCACGGUGCGAAUCAAGAUCGUCCACUGCCUGCCAAAGCUGUAGGUCUCUCAGACGACGACUACCUGCGAGAAAUGACGGAAUUCUACAACUGCGCUCGAAUAUUCAAGCCGAUGACGGGCUUCAUGGCCUCGCGAUUCACAACGGCCAAGACGCAACCUGGCACGGCAGAUGACUCCAAGACAAGCGACGUCGUGUUGCAGCCAGAGCCCAAGGUGACAGAUGCCGCCGAAGACGCGGCCAAAGUUGGUAUGUACGGCAAGCUGACGAGAUCGGUGCGGGACUUUUAUCCGAGUCGGCUCCUGUGCAAGCGGUUCAACGUGCGAGCGCCGGCGCAUUCGCAGCCGGACCGUGAGGCAGAGAGCACCAGAGGAGCGGCCCAAGGAGCUGCUGACCAGGAGCCAAGCCAACUGCUUCUGACUUUUGAGGGUGCAAGUGCAGUGACAGGACAGCAAAGUGCGCCGUCGCUAGUGAAGCCUGAGCCAGUCAAGGUCGACCCUGAAAAGAAUGAGGCUGUCGAGGCUAGUGCGGCGAGCCAGGAUUUGUUAAAAGCAGUGUUUGGGGACACGUCCCCGGAGUCAGUUGAGACUUUGGUGCACUGCGAGCGCCGCGCCGCCAACCACGAUACUGCCACCAAAGGAGCCUCCUCGCCCGCCGACCACGACGUCGCCGAGCACUCGCCGCCUCCGCCGCAGUAUCCCGUCUCUGAAGCCUCGUCUUCGUCUCGGCCCCCGCCCUUUUCCUCGCUCUUUGCGUCGGUAGAGCUCCCCGAGCGACCGGCUCGCAAGUUUCCUCCCGCCGUCGGCAUAGCAGCCGUCGCCGCCCCCUGCGAAGAAGCUAUCGCGUCGGGCUCCGUCGCUGCGCCGGCCUAUUCGUCCAGCCUCGAAGAGUCUACGCCAUUUGAUCCCGAUCAGGGCGCAGGACGAGCAUUUCAGGACCCUGUUCAGGAGACCAAACGCGCUCUCCCCAGCGAUACAAAGGCCGACUCUGGCGGCAAAGACGACGACACAGAACCGCCACCCGCAUAUUCUGAAGGAGACAGUCCUCUCCAAUCCUUUACAUUUCUGAUGGCUGCCGCCGGUGGAACGUCGAGUAUCAUUACUCAGGUCCAGCAGGGUGGACCGCCCAUCAACGCAAUUGGAGAUGUUGGCGCCGAUGAAACCAUUGUGAUGGACCUUCGCGGUACCAGAUUUGUGCUAUCCAGAGAUGAGCUGCUGACACUCCCCGAAUUUGUGUUGCUUUCUCUCUUCCCCAACGGUCUAUUCCCAGAAGGCCACAUGGGUGGCCCCAACGAUGACGCGGUUCAAGUCGACUAUGACCCUGUGUCUCUUCAAUACAUGCUCGACUUCUUCCGCGAUGUUGCGCAGUCGAUACCCGUCGAUUCAGAGGGCGCUUCCAACGAUGGAGACUCGCACGGUCUAGACUCUCGUGACGAUGCAUCUAAGCGCGCUGGUAUCAUCGUUCUUCGAGAAGACCUUGACUUUUACGUUAUUCCCCCCAAGGCGGAUAUUACACAGGAAGCCAUGAUCAAAGUCAAGAGAGCUGCUGCACGGGCUCUACAGAAGCAAGAUGGCAUCUUUUCGGGAUUGAAACGCAGCGACGAGCCUGGAACCACCGAGGCACAUCUUAUUGAGAUGCUGACUGCUGGAGGUUUCAACCACGAUGACUGCUGGGGCCACAGAGCCGGCGAGCCCAACAAGGCCGUCAUUUGCAGCCUGGCGCUGACUCGGCUAAGAAGUGAUAUCCGUGGCAGCGACCUUGGCAACAAUGCGAUGGGUAUGGCUCAGAAGCUACUGUUGUUCUGGCGCAAGCCGGCACGCCGUUGCUGGUGGGAGGGCAUUGAACUAGACAAUGUCGACGGGGUCGAGGGCCAGCUCAAGGUUUGGAUCCGACGUGUAUGGACGCUGGAGAUGUCUGUCAUUGGGCUCCGAUGA
Messenger RNA from Beauveria bassiana ARSEF 2860, 3402 nucleotides. RefSeq names its product DUF1604 domain protein. Gene Ontology annotation, biological process: mRNA processing. Gene Ontology annotation, molecular function: RNA binding. NCBI's taxonomy places the organism in Eukaryota, Fungi, Ascomycota, Sordariomycetes, Hypocreales, Cordycipitaceae. The coding region runs from base 1 to 3402 and encodes 1133 amino acids. The record is from RefSeq and is a predicted model, not a curated record. Gene Ontology annotation, cellular component: nucleus. The transcript has 6 exons.